CUUCCGGUUAAGUCUCCCGGCGCCCCCCAGCGUGGGUCGUGACGUAACUUCCGGCGCGUCCGGGCCGAAGCGGAUCGGGGCCGUGGGGCCGCGGAGCCUCCGGGGCGGGGGGGGCCCAGCGGGGCCGGGGCGGUGCAGGCCCUGACGAUGUCGGAUGGGAUCAUGAGCAAAGCCGCCACCAUGGAGAUCCCCAUCAGCAGCAACGGGGAUGCAGGCAGCCUGCCUGAGGACGAUGGCCUGGAGCAGGACCUGCAGCAAGUGAUGGUGUCAGGACCCAACCUCAACGAAACCAGCAUUGUGUCUGGCGGCUACGGGGGCACCGCUGAGGGCAUCAUCCCCACCAGCGCCAUCAAAGCCCCUCCAUUUCCAGGCUGUCUUGUCCAACCUCACUCACCCCGAGGACCAUCCAUCUCCCCCAGUGCAUCUGCCGCCAGCAGGAUGGCCAGCCAGGCUGGUGCUUCAGCAGGCUCCGGGCUUCACCAGCCUCAUCCCAGCCCACCAGUCGGAGGGGAGGAGGUUGUCCGCGGUAUCGCUGUGGAGAAGUUUGACAUUGUCAAGAAAUGGGGCAUCAACACGUACAAGUGUACCAAACAGCUGAUCUCAGAGAGGUUUGGCCGGGGCUCCCGCACGGUGGACCUGGAGCUGGAGACGCAGAUUGAGCUGCUCCGGGAGACAAAGCGCAAGUACGAGUGUGUGCUGCAGCUUGCGCGGGCUCUCACCAACCACUUCUACAGCCUGGUGCAGACACAGCAUGCCCUGGGGGAUGCCUUUGCGGACCUCAGUCAGAAGUCUCCUGAGCUGCAGGAGGAGUUUGGUUACAAUGCAGAGACACAGAAACUGCUUUGCAAGAAUGGUGAAACACUACUGGGAGCCGUUAACUUCUUUGUCUCCAGUAUCAACACGCUGGUAAAUAAGACCAUGGAGGACACGCUCAUGACAGUUAAGCAGUACGAGACAGCCAGGCUGGAGUAUGACGCGUACCGCACGGACCUGGAGGAGCUGAGCAUGGGCCCCCGGGAUGCCAGCACCCUGUGCCGGCUGGAUGCAGCCCAGAGCCAGUUCCAGAGCCACAAGGACAAGUACGAAAAGCUGCGUGCUGAUGUGGCCAUCAAGCUCAAGUUCUUGGAGGAGAACAAGAUCAAGGUGAUGCACAAGCAACUCCUGCUCUUUCACAACGCCAUCUCUGCCUACUUCGCUGGGAACCAGCAGCAGUUGGAGCAGACUCUCAAGCAGUUCAACAUCAAGCUGAAGACCCCUGGUGCUGAGAAGCCCUCCUGGCUGGAGGAGCAGUGAGCCCCCCCAGCCUGCCCCACCUUGUGCUCUAGCCGGGGAAGCCAUGGACCAUAAUUCGGACCUCUGACUGCGGGCGCAGGGCCAGACCACAAUCACGAGUGGUGAGCUGGGGAUGCAGCCUUGGCCCUGCUGCAGCCAGGGGCACUGAUGGGGCAGGGACCUAGUUAGGGGCAGGCAGACUCUGAGUGGGUCGCUCCCCCUGCCUGGAGAGGCCGGGGCUCCCCCAGCCUGCGCCUCCCCCAGGGCAGAGUCCCAUCCUGCCCAGUCCUGUUCUCCCUCCUCAGUGCAGACCCCUUGGUGGGACGGUGGGUGCCUUCCCAGCACCCCGCAGGGCCGGACGCUUCCCUCACCAGGCUGGGGCACUCAGACCCCACCAGGCACCUUUUUGGGAUGGGGUGGGAUGUCCCACCUUUGUGGGAUGGGGCAGGGGGGGUAUGUGGCUCCACGUGUCCCAGCUGCUUUCCCUGCUGCCCUGAGCCAGGCUUCGCAGGGCCAGGCAGGACAUGCCACCACCCUCUGGUAAAAAUAUUUAUUUUGAAAUGAAGACAAAACGGCAGAGGAGUGGCACUGGGACUCCCGGCUCCCCUCCUGGACCCUGAGAGGGGGCAGACGAGGUCCCAGCCCUGCUACAGCUGGUGUCCAAGGCUCCUGUCUGCACCUACCCCAGGCCUGCCCUGUCCCCUCUGGCUGAUCCCUGGUGCUUCCAGGCAGCUACUCUUGCACUCCCCCAGCCCCACACUACACUCCCUUCAGCAGCAGGGCCAGUUGUGCCUGGCUGUCUCCCAGGCUGCAGCACCCGUCCCCUGGCUGGGGCUAUGCCAGCUCCGUUAGUGGACACGGAAGGGGUUGGGCACGGCCCUUGGGCUGAGGGCUGCCUUCCCUGGGGGGCCGUGUUCCCAACCCACGCUGCCUGGGGGCAAGUGGGCAGCCCCACUCCCUGAGCACCCAGAGGCACCCUGAGGGGUGGUGGGAACUCAAACCAAGGACCAAAGGGUGGCUGCAUCCUGGGGACGGUGCAUGUGCAUGUCCGUGUGCGGUGUGGCUGCGCCUCUGCGUGCGGCAGCGCUGGGGCUCUGGCCAGUAUCCCCGGGGUGGGGAGAGCUCAUCCUACUCCAGCUGAGUGUUGCUUCUAGCCCUGCCCCCAUGCAGCACUUGGGCACUUUCUCCUGAGACAAGACAGUUUGUUUUUCUUGCUAAUUUAAUUCCUGGUAAUUUAAUGUCUGGAUCUGACACCCCACCUUUCCUGGUGAAGGUCUGACCCCCUCUUCCCUCCCCACUUCUGUAAGACUCCGGAAUAAAACAAUAUGGAUCCGAAUAAAACAGUACAGAUCAGAAUAAAAUAGCGUGGAUCUCAGUAA
This is a messenger RNA of Numida meleagris (helmeted guineafowl), 2651 nucleotides long. RefSeq names its product ADP ribosylation factor interacting protein 2 (gene ARFIP2). Gene Ontology annotation, cellular component: trans-Golgi network membrane. Lineage: Eukaryota; Metazoa; Chordata; Aves; Galliformes; Numididae. Gene Ontology annotation, molecular function: protein domain specific binding; phospholipid binding. Gene Ontology annotation, biological process: intracellular protein transport; regulation of Arp2/3 complex-mediated actin nucleation. The record is from RefSeq and is a predicted model, not a curated record. The transcript has 9 exons. The coding region runs from base 148 to 1293 and encodes 381 amino acids.